AUGUCGCGCCCAAUCAAACAGGGCGUAAAUCCAUGUCAGGAGUUUUAUCCCCUCUUUGGCCAUGUUCUGGCUGAAAGCUGUGCACCUAAGUCUGUAACCAGAGGGAGCAUUAUGACCUCAGAAAAAUUCCAAGCAGAAGUUCAACAAGCCACUAUUUUGGCAACUGGCUCUAAAGGCAAGGAUGGAGACCCUUGUCCUCUUAGCGUAAAAGUUCUCCUACCUGAGUACGUUGGAACAAAGGACAACAAGGACUAUUUCAUAUUUAGAGAUGGUGAUAUGCUUGGAAAAUGCAAAAACUGA
Molecule: messenger RNA, 300 nt
Organism: Zootoca vivipara (common lizard)
Lineage: Eukaryota; Metazoa; Chordata; Lepidosauria; Squamata; Lacertidae
Source: RefSeq, a predicted model, not a curated record